AUGACAGUCCCUCAACAACGAAGGAAAUGGUAUCACAUCAAAUGGUUUGCGGAUACAGAUACCAAGGAAGAGAGAAAACUCAUUUUAAAGCUGGACUUGUUGAUUGUUCCGUAUGCUUUUUUGGCCUAUUGGACAAAAUAUAUUGAUCAGGCGAAUAUCAACAAUGCUUAUGUCUCCGGUCUCAAGGAAGACUUAAAUCUCCAGGGCAAUGAUCUGGUUCAGUUGCAGACCAUGUAUACUAUUGGUGCUGUUCUGGGUCAGCUCCCAUUCGCCUACUUGUUCACUAAGCUUCCUAUGUCGUGGAUUAUUCCAUUCAUGGAUGUAGCAUGGGUUGGCUGGUUUGAGGCGGCUUACUACCCUGGGAUGCACUAUAUAUUCGGCUCAUGGUAUCGAGGUGACGAAAUCGCCCGUCGCGGAGGCUGCUUCUACGUUGGCCUCACACUAGGCACUUUAACAGCAAGUCUAAUCCAAGCUGGCACCUCAAGCCGACUAGACGGAGUCAACGGCCUCGCAGGUUGGCGCUGGAUGUACAUUAUCUGCGCAAUAAUCACAAUACCCGUCGCAAUACUCGGCUACUUCAUUCUCCCGGGCACACCCGACAAACCCAACAAAUAUAUCUUAAAAGAAGAGGACAUAACUCUCGCAAAAUCCCGCCUCGAACAAGCAUCUCACAGCAUAAAAGAAGAAAACGUAUCCUGGCGCACCCUGCUCAAUGUAUCUCGAAACUGGAAAUUCUACGCCCUCCUCUGGCUAAACAUAUUCUUCUGGAAUGGAAGCAUAAACACAACAACAGGCGGGUAUCAGCUCUGGCUAAAGAGUCUAAACAAGUAUUCUACCAGUCGUCUUAACGAGCUUGCGGCUAUAUCGCCGGGACUGGGUAUAUUCUAUACGUUAUUUGUGUGCUUUGCGUCUGAUUUACUUCUCGGUCCGGCGUGGGCUAUUACGCUUGCACAUGUGUGGAAUAUUAUUGGGUUGGUUAUACUUGUUGUUUGGGAUGUGCCGGAGGGGGCGCUUUGGUUUGCGUUUUUGACUACUUACUCUGCUGUUGCGAUGUCUAGUGUGCUUUAUGGAUGGAUUAAUAGUUCAUUGAGGACUUCGCCGGUUGAAAGGGCUGUUACGCUUGUUAUUGUUAAUCUUGUUGCACAGUCUACGACGGCUUGGACGCCGUUGUUGGUUUUUAAGACUGUUGAGGGGCCGAGGUUUACGAAGGGGUAUUCUUUUGUUCUUGGGAAUGCGAUCUGCUUGAUUGUGCUUGCACAUGUUUAUCAGUUUAUUGUUUCGAGGAAAGAGAGGUUGAAUGCUCGUGGGAGUGUUGGGAAUGAGAGUGGUGAUGAAUCGAGUCAUCUUGAAUCUGGGGUUGAAGAGAAUAAAGUGACCGCGAAAGAUUGA
Penicillium angulare is the source of this 1389-nucleotide messenger RNA. Its product is annotated as putative MFS transporter Seo1. Bases 1 to 1389 code for a protein of 462 amino acids. Gene Ontology annotation, molecular function: transmembrane transporter activity. Gene Ontology annotation, cellular component: membrane. Gene Ontology annotation, biological process: transmembrane transport. The transcript is spliced from 6 exons. Lineage: Eukaryota; Fungi; Ascomycota; Eurotiomycetes; Eurotiales; Aspergillaceae. The record is from RefSeq and is a predicted model, not a curated record.